This is a messenger RNA of Brienomyrus brachyistius, 690 nucleotides long. RefSeq names its product 60S ribosomal protein L19-like. Gene Ontology annotation, molecular function: structural constituent of ribosome; RNA binding. The transcript is spliced from 6 exons. The coding region runs from base 54 to 644 and encodes 196 amino acids. The record is from RefSeq and is a predicted model, not a curated record. Gene Ontology annotation, cellular component: ribosome; cytosolic large ribosomal subunit. Lineage: Eukaryota; Metazoa; Chordata; Actinopteri; Osteoglossiformes; Mormyridae. Gene Ontology annotation, biological process: translation.
UGAUAGGCCAUGCCCGCCGUCUAAGCUUCCUUUUCUCUUAACCAGCAGCAGCCAUGAGCAUGCUCAGGCUCCAGAAGCGGCUGGCAUCCAGCGUCCUGCGCUGUGGCAAAAAGAAGGUGUGGCUCGACCCCAACGAGACCAAUGAGAUUGCCAACGCCAACUCCCGGCAACAGAUCCGAAAACUGGUGAAGGAUGGGUUGAUCAUCCGGAAGCCUGUGACGGUGCACUCCCGCGCCCGCUGCCGCAAGAACACGCUGGCCCGUCGCAAGGGUCGCCAUAUGGGUGUCGGUAAGAGGAAGGGUACGGCUAAUGCCCGCAUGCCGGAGAAGCUGUGCUGGAUGCGACGCAUGAGGAUCCUGCGACGGCUGCUGCGUCGUUACAGGGAAUCCAAGAAGAUCGACAGGCACAUGUACCACCACCUCUACCUGAAGGUGAAGGGUAAUGUGUUCAAGAACAAGCGCAUCCUGAUGGAGCACAUCCACAAGCUUAAGGCAGACAAGGCCCGCAAGAAGCUCCUGGCCGACCAGGCUGAAGCUCGCCGCUCCAAGACCAAGGAGGCCCGUAAACGCCGUGAGGAGCGCCUCCAGGCCAAGAAGGAGGAGGUCAUCAAGACUCUGUCCAAGGAGGAGGAGGCCAAGAAGUGAGCUGCUUCCAUCCCCAGACCCCAUUCCAAUAAAAUCUUCAAAGACA